This is a messenger RNA of Triticum turgidum subsp. durum (durum wheat), 816 nucleotides long. Lineage: Eukaryota; Viridiplantae; Streptophyta; Magnoliopsida; Poales; Poaceae. The record is from the annotation of a GenBank genome assembly.
AUGCAAGUUAGCGUUGCGGGUCUAAUGUCGACGGUUGUUGCGUCUUGCACCCCUAUGAGUCGCUCGCCCGUUCUGCCGUCUUCUUCCGGCACGCCGGCGAGCCGCUCUUGGAGGCCGGCGGCAGCGACGGCGUUCCCUAAUUCUCUCGCCGUCAAGUGCUGCCGGCCGACGUCUGUGGUACUCCGCGCUCACCCGGAGAAACAGCUGCCGGCGUUCAACAUUCCCCCCACCGCCCUGCUGUACCCCGUGCAACCGCCGGACAGCAAGGAGCGGUGGGACAUCAAGGAGGAGGAGAGGCACGUCAAGAUAUGGCUCCAGGUACCCGGGCUCUCGGAGAACGACCUCGAGAUCACCGCCGGCGAGGACAUGCUCGAGAUCAAGAGGAAGGCUGGCACCGGGGCCGGCGGCCGCGAAGAGCCGCCGGUGGAGGUGCACGGGGUGGGCUCCUUCCACGUCAGGCUUCUCAUGACGAAGGAAUACAACAGCGAGGACGUCACCGCGGAGCUCAAGGCCGGGAUGCUGGAGAUUACCAUCGGCAAAGCCGACAACCGUGGCAUCAAAAAACCAGUCGGGUUUGGGAAGAAAAGCACCACCAAGAACACGCCAACCCAAGACAAGCCAAGCUUAAACAGUGCCCAAGGACAAGUGGCCCGGAUGAUUUGGUACUCCAUCACUAAUUCCAAGUGGACCUUCAGGAGGGCCAGCCCGACACUACACUUGAAAGCUCACCACCUCGGGGCGCAGUUUCUCGGGUCCACGACCACGAGCUUCAACUUCAAGGGCACGAUUUGGGAAAAUUGCGAGCCAAGGCGCUAA